UUCCCACUCCAAACCGCCCGAAUUUCUUUGGAUUCUUCAUUUCCCGCCCCUAUCGCUUCACCCUCUACCCUCUUUCUAGCCCUAAUCCCUUACUAUCUUUCUUCAUCUUCCUGCAGAUCUUUGCCUCUCAUCUUGGUUCAACCCAUCAUUUUAAGGUCCAAUCAUUUAUCUACACUUUAAUUGCUAUCUACUCAUCGCUUGGAAGCUUACUCUUUCGUGUACUUCUAGUUAACAUCUUCAGCGUGAGUUGAAACCUCUUUUAGUUGUUGCGGAUCGGAGGAGUUCGGAUUUUGCUUCAGUCAACAACGCUGAGAUAUGAGAUUUGGGAACUACGGUUUGUUGUGUAAUUGAUUUUAUUCUUUGUGAAGAAUGGCUCAUUACAGUCUCCAUACCACUGUGGAACUGCAAAAAGCUUGGUAUCUCUUCACGAUAUUGCUGGAUAUUGGUCGCCCUGCUUCUGUGGAAGAACUCGCUGUGAGAUGUGAAUUGUUCCGUGCUACACCAGAUUUUGUUCGGUAUCUAUGCCAAAUAUCCGCUUCUCCUAUUUGUAUAGUGGAUGAUGCUCUUGUUUUCAUUUCCAUUAUUGCGGUCUCUGCCGUGGGGCGAUAUUUUUCCAAGGCGACUAAUGGAUGGGGUUUUUUGAGACGAGAUUUUGGAGUUCUAGAGCCAAAUAGGUUCUGGGGUAGAGAUGUUAAAACGUACUUUCGGAAACGGAAAAGAUCAGUCCUUGAUUCUGAACGACAUUUCCAUGGAAAAAGGAUCUUAACUUCAACUUCUGGAAUUGUCCGACCAAAGAUGAUUGAUGGUGUUGUAGGGAAUGAAAUCUGUCUGUCAGUAACAAGAAGGAUUUCUCAUAAUUAUGCUGAGGUACCUCCUAGCUAUGUGACUCUCACCAGUUCAAAUUCGCUUACAAUUGAUUUGCCUUUCGAAAAACUCAAAACUGGACAUUUUGAUGUAAAAAUUGAUGAGGUGCCCUUCUCUCUUGGUUAUGCUGACUCUCCAAACCUUUUGAUGAGCCACACUAGACAAAUGGGAUCUGAUAUCGCUGUUCAAGCUAGUAAAACUUUGAUUAAAGAUGAUGCUGGGCCUUUAAGAGAUAAUGAACACGACCGCCACAUGCACGAAGUCCAAAAAGACUCGAAUAUGCCAAAUUUAAGGCACUCAGACAGAGGAAUGUCAUGUAACCUUGUUCUUUCUUUGAGUCCACCGUGUAGCUCCACAAACACACUUUCUUAUGACAAAAACCACAAAUUUUCUUGUAAGUUGGGAAACGCAUCAGCAUUGUGCCGUGGAGAUGACAUGCUCCCUUAUGUCCAACCACACGAGGUUGACGAUAGGACUUGCACUAGGCACCUUUCUAAUAUUUCGGAAUGGGAGCUAGAAAAUGAGAAAAACAAGAUUUGUGAAACACGAAAUUUCUCCAAGUACACUAGAACAACAGAAAACGAUCUUGUUCACUUGGAAGGGCAUGCGGUAACGGGUGAAGUACAAAUAAACUUUCUAGACUUGAGAAACCCGGUAACUAUGUCAAACAUGGAUGGAGAUAAAAUAUCCAGGAAAAACUUAACUCAGAUUUCCUGUUCCAUACAUGACCAACCAUUUAUUGAGGAGCCACCUGUCAAGACCUUGGGAGAAGUUGAUGGAUCACAAAAAUGUACUUCAUCUCCUGAGAAAGUUCUCAUGGGGUCUGCAGUGAAUAGGGAGGUUUCUCAUCCUCUCAAGCAGCAAAACCGAUAUGAUAAUGUUCAUAAACUGACGUCUAAGGUGCAGAAGUUCAAGAAGAUUUCAAAUGGGAAUGUGCACAUUAAGAAACCUCCUUUGGACUCGACCAGUCCAUCUAUGGAAUUGGAGAAAACAUUGUUUCCGCAGUUUGAGUCUUUCAUUAUCGAGGAAGAAGAAGGUUCUGGUGGAUAUGGAACCGUUUACAGGGCUCAAAGAAAAAGUGAUGGGAUACGGAAAGCUAUCAAAUGUCCCCAUGUUAAUGCUCACAAGCACAAUGUAAACAACGAGCUAAAAAUGCUUGAGCGGUUUGGGGGAAGGAACUUCAUAAUUAAGUAUGAAGGGUCCUUUAGUAGUGGCAACAACGAAUGCUUAAUUCUAGAACACGUAGAACAUGACAGACCUGAGGUCUUGAAGAAAGAUAUUGAUAUAGUUCAACUACAGUGGUACGGUUACUGCUUGUUUAAGGCCUUGGCAUAUCUGCAUAAGCAGGGAGUCAUGCACAGAGACGUUAAGCCUGGAAACUUCCUGUUCUCAAGAAAACAGAACAAGGGUUACCUCAUUGAUUUUAACCUUGCCAUGGAUGUACGGCAGAAAUACUCCAUAGCAAGUAAAUCAAAUUCAAGUCAUCACGCAUCUUCGGAUCAUGUUCCUGUUCCUCAUCCUGUGUCUGGUUCAGCCGUUAAAGACGAGAAUAAUUUCAGAGAUCUUGCAUCUCUCAGCAAGAGAGAAACAGGAAAAUCUAAGCAGACUUGGGAGCACAAUAAGAACUUGAAAAAGAGAGUUUAUGUACCCUUGAAAAAAUAUCCAGAUAUGCGUGGUGGGAGUGCAAUAAGAAGCCAGGGUGCAGAUGGAUCUGGUAUAACCUCUACAAAGGAUGCAACAAGUGUUAGGACGUUUGCCACAGAAAAUAUGAGGGAGCCUCUUCCAUGUCAAGGAAGAAAGGAACUGCUAAGUUUGGUGCAAAAUGCAUUACGAAAUGCGGACCAGGCCACCCAAAAUAGUUCCGAUCUACGAAGGAAAAGGAUAGCUGCUCCUCCAGGCAAGGAAGACAAUAAAAUUAUACAUCCAAGCCCAAUGUUGGUCCAUUGCACUGGCAUUUCUGUUGCUGGUUCUAGGGUACUAAAAAGUAAAGGAGAUGCAAAACGUAAAAGAGAGGGUUCUUGUGCUGGGACGAAGGGGUUUCGAGCUCCAGAGGUCCUAUUCAGAUCCCUACAUCAAGGUCCUCAGGUCGAUGUCUGGUCUGCUGGUGUUACUCUUCUCUAUCUAAUGGUUGGAAGAAGUCCUUUUACUGGAGACCCUGAACAGAACAUAAAAGACAUUGCUCAAUUGAGGGGCAGUGAAGAUUUAUGGGAGGUGGCUAAGUUACAUGAUCGUGAAUCCGCAUUUCCAGGGGAGUUGUUUAACAUCAAAUCCUUCCCAGCUAUGGAUUUGCAAAGUUGGGUUAAGGUUCACACAAAGCGACUGGAUUUCUUCAAGCUCAUCCCGAGGUCACUCUUUGAUCUGGUGGACAAGUGCCUAACAGUUAAUCCGAGGCAAAGGAUUACUGCAGACGAAGCUCUAAGGCAUGAGUUCUUCAACUCAUGCCAUGACAAGCUUCGGAAGCAGAGGAUACUCCGACGAGGUUCUAGUUUGAACUCUGCUGAUGUCUUGGGCGAAUCGAAAGCGGUUCAAGGACAGUCAUUUGAGCUUUUAAGAUGAGUACCAUUUUAUAGGCUUUUUGAUACUGAAUGCCCCCCCCUGUUUUUGAAGCUGUACAUGUGUUUAGAUGUUACUGAAUGAAUGUAUGUUGAUGUCAUUAUGUUGUUAACUUGUUACAGAAAAUAUAAUUAACAGAAAGGCAAUAUGUAUAUAUAGUUUUGGAUGAGUCAAUCCCGUAGCUACACCAGCCAGCAUAAAUAACCAAGUUUCUCGAGUAAUUUCUUUCUA
Molecule: messenger RNA, 3648 nt
Organism: Cucurbita moschata (crookneck pumpkin)
Lineage: Eukaryota; Viridiplantae; Streptophyta; Magnoliopsida; Cucurbitales; Cucurbitaceae
Product: serine/threonine-protein kinase RIM15-like
Exons: 16
Coding region: 370-3420 (1016 amino acids)
Biological process (GO): mitotic DNA damage checkpoint signaling; protein phosphorylation
Cellular component (GO): nucleus
Molecular function (GO): ATP binding; protein serine/threonine kinase activity
Source: RefSeq, a predicted model, not a curated record